Molecule: messenger RNA, 2682 nt
Organism: Xiphophorus couchianus (Monterrey platyfish)
Lineage: Eukaryota; Metazoa; Chordata; Actinopteri; Cyprinodontiformes; Poeciliidae
Gene: abhd11
Product: abhydrolase domain containing 11
Exons: 7
Coding region: 289-1143 (284 amino acids)
Biological process (GO): lipid metabolic process
Cellular component (GO): mitochondrion
Molecular function (GO): carboxylic ester hydrolase activity
Source: RefSeq, a predicted model, not a curated record
CACUGUCAGCUGUUGACGGACUGGUGGGGGUUCUCUCUGUUGUCGACCUCCGGGGCCGCUCUGAAUGCUCUCUCCCCGGCUCUGUGCUGUCACUGCGGCCGCUCUCAAAGGCACAUGUUGUUUGUGGACCGUUCAGUAACCGAACUUAUGCUGCCAUGAUUGCUUUGUGUCGCCUGGUUCACAGAGGACUGCUGAGCAUCCGGCCGUCUUGCCGUUUGCUCGCCGGACAGGUGGAUGCGGGUCCCCCGGUCCGGACAGCCAGCUCAUCCAGUCCUGUCAGCUUGACUUAUGACGUGUUCGACGGUAAGGGAGAGAGCACUCCCCUGGUGUUUCUCCACGGCCUCUUCGGCAGUAAAUCCAACUUCCACUCGAUCGCCAAGUCCUUGGUGCAGCGCACAGGCCGAAAGUCAGGUGUUGACUGUAGAUGCCCGUAACCACGGUAACAGCCCUCACAUCCCGGAGCUGACCUAUGAAGCGAUGGCCGCCGAUUUGAAACAUCUCCUCAGCCAGCUGCACAUCGAGAAGUGCGUCCUCAUCGGCCACAGCAUGGGCGGGAAGACCGCCAUGACAACCGCUCUGACACAGCCCAGUUUGGUGGAACGGCUGGUGGUGGUGGACAUCAGUCCGGCCCAAACCACCACACGCACCAACUUCCGCUUCUACAUCCAGGCCAUGCAGGAGAUGAAGAUCUCCACCGACAUCCCUCGCUCCACCGCCAGGCGGAUGGCUGAGGAUCAGCUGCGGAGCUUAGUGAAGGCAAACGAACAGAGAACAGAGCUGGAAGCAGAGAGAGAGGGAGAGUCAGGCAGGUUACACGAGUCACAGGAGCACUCUGUGCGCCAGUUCCUGCUGACCAACCUGGUGGAGGAGAACGGACAUUACUCCUGGAGGGUCAACCUGGAGGCCAUCGCAGCUCACCUGGAGGAAAUCAUGAGUUUCCCCAGACUGGACACCGUCUACGAGGGGCCAACGCUGUUUCUGGGCGGAGCCAGUUCUGCUUAUAUCAGCUCCGACGAUUACCCAGAGAUCCAACGGCUGUUCCCCAACGCCGACAUCCAGUACAUCCCAGACGCGAGCCACUGGAUUCACGCUGACAAGCCUCUGGACUUCAUCAGCUCCAUCAUCUCCUUCCUCCAGUCUUAGCCGCCUGCGGCCGCGCCUGCAGACUUUCUACAGCGCCUCUGAGCGUGGAGCGGAGUCGAUAACGAUCCUAAUAUUCGAGAUAACAGGACCAAACCCGCUCUCUUUUGCAGCAGUCAGUUCUUACUUUUAAAGCCAUUAGUCGUUCUGGUGUAAAGGAUUUUAAUUUAUUAGUGGUUGUAGAUUAUCCAGCUUGUAGAUACGUUUCAGUUGACCCGUUUAUAGAUCCGUUUAACAUCAUGGGGCUGUUUUUGGAAGUAAUGUACUAAUCCAAAGAAACUGUCAUUUGCACUGUACUGUCUUUAUGUUCAUAUACAGUGAAUCGCAAAAGUUUACGCACCUUAUUUAGAAAGCCAUGAAAGGAUGCACUGCAAAAACACAAAAUCUUACCAAGUAUGUUUGGUCUCGUUUCUACACUUGAAAUAAAACAAAACUAACUAAGUUAGCUUGUUUUAAGUUAAAAAUGAUUUAAAUAUUGAUGGAAAAAGUACUACUUAUACUUGUAGAUUGUGGGAAAAAUAUCUUAUUAUAAGUGAAAUUAUUCCUUAACAUUUUUCAUCGUUGUUAUGAAAUAAUUGACUUAAAACGAGCUGCUAUAUCUUGCUAAGUUACUUCUAAGUCAGUUUUGUCUUAUUUCAAUUGAACUAUGAUAUUUUCACGAGGAACUAGACAUACUUGGCAAAAUGUUGUUUUUGCAGUGUAAUAAAUCAUUUUAAACAUUUAUCGGGACACAAAUGAAAGUCAAAAAAUUAAAACAAAUUGAAGCACUUUUUGAUUUAAUUUCAGCUUUUAGUCUGCGUUAGAAAGACUCACAACCCCUCGUCUUGACUUAACCAUACCAUCGCUCCUUCACAGCCCAAAACUCACUGAUGUUCAGAAUUUCUUUAAUAUGAAGAGAAGUAACCCCAUGCCAUGAUGCUGCCACUGCCAUGUUUCACUAUAGUUAUAGUGUUGGUUUGUGCCAAACCUAUCGUAUGAAAUCGUAGCCCUGAAAUUAAAUUUUUAUUUCUUAAACCAAAGUUUUAUUAAUAAAAUGCACCUUCCUUUCUUUCUUUUUUUAAUUUAAUCUUUAACUCAGAGGAUGCAGCGAAUCGUAGAAACCGGUCUACCGGUCCUUCAUUUCUGUCUUAUCAGCCUGGCUUUUAUCUUUGCAAACUUUUCUGAUUAUUUCAGACUGUCUUCCUAGUGCCAUGCUUGUCAUAUAAUGUGGAUUUUUCUCUGAACACCAUCUUCAUAUAAGAACCUUUUUAGGCUAAUGGAUAAAAAUUAGCUUAACUUGACUUCAGGUUCACCAGUUUUACUAUAAUUGAUAGAAAGCUAAACGCUGAAAUUCAGUCAAAAAGUGAUUCACGUAUGCACACUUGAUUAUUACAUCAAACAAAAGUUGCAUUAAAAUUCGAAAUGAGUUGGUUAUGUGCAGAUUUGUGAGAGCUGCUGUAUUUAUGUCAGGAUUGUGAAGGAAGUGUUUCUGUGUUUGCGGAUGUGAGUUAAAGUAGCACUGCGGUAAAAUAAAAACUGUAUCUGAGGAGGUUUUGGACCCAA